Messenger RNA from Scheffersomyces coipomensis, 2241 nucleotides. RefSeq names its product DNA-directed DNA polymerase eta (gene RAD32). Gene Ontology annotation, molecular function: DNA-directed DNA polymerase activity; damaged DNA binding. Lineage: Eukaryota; Fungi; Ascomycota; Pichiomycetes; Serinales; Debaryomycetaceae. Gene Ontology annotation, cellular component: replication fork; site of double-strand break; nucleus. The coding region runs from base 1 to 2241 and encodes 746 amino acids. The transcript has a single exon. Gene Ontology annotation, biological process: response to radiation; error-prone translesion synthesis. The record is from RefSeq and is a predicted model, not a curated record.
AUGUCUACUUGUCGAGAUUUGCUGGAAGAGCCUACUUUAGUGACUCGAAUAAAGGGAUCUGAAUCGCGUUUCAAAGUACGCGACUUACUUGCAUUGAAUGAUCCAUCAAAAGCAUACUUGCUGCCUUUGGCAGUAGUAGGUUUAAUCGAUCUUAAUGCUUUCUUUGCUCAAGUUGAACAAAUCAGAUUAGGCUUAUCCGUCGACGAUCCUAUAGUUUGUGUUCAGUGGCAAUCAUUAAUUGCUGUAUCAUACGCGGCCAGGAAAUAUGGAAUUCAUAGAAUGGAUUCAGUCAAGACUGCAAAGGAGAAGUGUCCUAAUGUCAUUUUAGCUCAUGCUGCCGUGUUCAAGCAUGGUGAAUCACACUGGAAAUAUAUUCCAAAAGUACCUUAUCAAGCCUUCUAUAAAGUGUCAUUAGAUCCAUAUAGACGUGAAAGUAGGAAAAUCAUUCAAUUAAUCCAACAACAUUGUGAUAUAGUUGAAAAGGCUAGUGUGGAUGAAGCCUAUAUGGAUUUUGGUAGAUUAGUAUUCAAAGAAGUAAUGCUGCUUUUCCCGGACAUACUAAAUUCUAACGAUCCAAAUGCUACUUUGCCUCCAAUUCCAAAGGAGUUGCCUUCAAAGCUUUCAUAUAUUGGCGAAGUAAUACUAACAAAUGAAGAAGAAAAGAAAAUCAGAGACGAAGGAGCACUACCUCAAUCUCCUGAACCUCCAGCAUUAGAAGUAGAAGUAAAUGAUUGGGAUGAUAUUUUAAUGAUGAUAGGCUCUCGUUUAUUGCAUGAUGUGAGAAUGUCAAUCUAUAAAGAAAUGGGGUAUACUACUUCAGCUGGUUUAGGUAGAAACAAAUUAAUAGCUAAAGUUGCAGCGGGAUUUAAAAAACCAGAUAAUCAAACUAUUAUUCGAAAUUCACUGAUUAAUAAUUUCUUCAGGAAUUUUCAAUUGGUUGACUUUACAGGAAUGGGAGGUAAAAUUGGUGAAUCUAUGGUUCAAAGACUUGGGGUACCUCCUGAUAAGAAUUCCACAAGUUACAUACGUGAGAAUUUUACGUUAGAAGCCAUAGAAGAUGAAAUUCGAGAAGAUUUACCAUUAGCCAAAAAGGUAUAUGAAAUAGUCAGAGGAAAUCACCAACAGGAAUUAACCAACAAACUUGAAACUAAAUCAAUGAUGUCUAGAAAGAACUUUUUGGUAAACCAUCCAGUGACUACAUUAGGGGCUGCAUAUGGAUGGUUGAGAGUUUAUGCUGGUGAUUUGUAUAAUAGAAUGAUAGAGUUAGAUGACCAAAAUUUAAAUUUAUCAAUGCUGCAAGUAUCAGAAAGAGAUAAAGGAAUAGUUAGCAGACCUCGAACAUUAAUGAUGCAUAUUGAGACCACUUCAAGAAGCAAGUUUACUAAAAGAUGUGGAAUCUCUGUAUUCAGAUCAUUGGAGAAAUGUAAAGAACAACUCGAAACUAUAAGUAUCAAGCUUCUCAAGGAAUUACUAGAAGCCAAUACCAAUAUAGCCGCUCUAAACAAUGACAAAUCUUUGAAGACUUUAGAAGCAGCUUCUGUGAAUCCAGAGAACAUAAAUAUCAUUUCCAUUUCUGCUAUGUCGAUAACGAUAUCAAAUUUUAUGAAAACAACAGAUGCCAGCUUAAUAGAUACGUAUGGUGGUCUGAAAAUAGAUCAUCUGGAAGAUCUCAAAAGAGAAUUUCGAGAAAUCAGUGAAGAAUUGGAAUUUAAGAAACGAAUGGAAGAACAAGAGGUAAAACUGACUACAAGGGAAGUAUCAGAGGUUGACAAGUUGUAUAUAAAGCAGCUUUUUAAAGAUUUUAAUAGUAACGAGAUCAAUCAAGUUGAAAAACAUAUCGCUAAUAGUAUAAAUGAUUCAAAACGAGAAUCAGAAUCUAAGAAGACUGAGACCAAGAAAGCAGAUCCCGACUAUAUAAAGAAGCUCUUUCAAGAUUUCAAUGCCGAGAGACAUGCCUUUGGUACCAGAGAUCUAGAUACAACUGAAUCCUUGUCGAAGGAAUGUUCACCAUUUCCUAAGAUAGAUACUAGUACAUCCCGAAAGACAAAAAGACCAACAAAUGAUAUAUUCCUGUCUUUGAAAAAGAAGAAAACAGAAAAGGGCAACGAUCAAGAAGACUUGUUAAAGGAACUUAUAGAGACGAUGUAUUGCAAAUCAUGUAACACUGAAAUAGUGGAUGCCAUGGAGCAUAAUGAUUUUCAUGUCGCCAUGAAAUUAUCAAGCAAGAUCAAUGCACCAUAA